CACAGCCACGGCUUGUUUGGCCAUCACCAUCACCACGACAACACCUUCCUGAUGUCGACGGACAAGAACGACCCCGGCGUGCGCAUCACCCGCAUCGGCCUGCUCAGCAACCUCAGCAUGGCCAUUGCAAAGUUCAUUGGCGGCUGGGCCUUCAACUCCAAGGCCAUGAUUGCCGACGCCUGGCACAGCAUCGCCGAUCUGGCCUCGGAUAUUCUGACCCUUGCCACGGUGUCGUGGAGCCUUAAAUCGCCGACCGACCGAUUUCCCCUGGGCUUUGGCAAGGUUGAGAGCCUGGGCGCGCUCGGCGUGUCGGGCAUGCUGAUUGUGGGCGGCUUCUACAUGGGCUUCGAGAGCGCUGUGACGCUCUAUGGCCAUUGGAACCCGGAAGCUGCCCAUCAUGUGUUGGAACACGUCGGGCAUGGACAUGGACACUCUCACUCGCACAGUCACGCGGAUCUCGGCAUCCCCAGCUUACAUGCCGCCUGGCUGGCAGCGGGCACCAUUCUGAUUAAGGAAUGGCUAUACCAAGCCACCAUGAAGGUUGCGCGCGAACGCAAGUCGUCUGUCCUCGCCUCCAACGCCAUCCACCACCGCAUCGACAGCUUGACAGGUAUCGUGACGCUCUUUGCGAUUGUCGGGGCCAAUGUCAUUGAAAACGCCGCCUGGCUGGAUCCCGUCGGCGGUCUCCUCAUUUCCGCCAUGGUCCUCCACGCCGGCCUGGGUAACACGAAAUCCGCUUUCCUGGAGCUCAUUGACCAAAGCCUGGACGACGAAGUCAAGGCAUCGAUUCGCAAACACGCGCAUCGAGCAAUUGCAAAUGUCAGCGAAGGCCAUCGAGCCGAAUUGCGCGACAUCACUGGGACCAAGUCCGGGCCCAACUACCUGGUCGAUCUGGAGAUGGCAGUGCCCGGCGCAUGGACAAUUGACGACGUGAAGGACCUGGAAGAUGCGGUGCGCACUCAGGUAGGAGGCAAGGUGCGCGGUGUGAAGCGAAUCCGCGUGCGCUUUGUAUCGCGGGAUGCAGAGGUCAACAAGCGAUUCGACGAAUUCAUCCCAGGCAGCGCCCGAGCAAGUGUCUCGGAAGAGUCAGAGCGAGAGGAGGAAGAGCACGAUCACGACCACAAGCACAAACAUUAG
Molecule: messenger RNA, 1137 nt
Organism: Trichoderma harzianum CBS 226.95
Lineage: Eukaryota; Fungi; Ascomycota; Sordariomycetes; Hypocreales; Hypocreaceae
Exons: 2
Biological process (GO): transmembrane transport; monoatomic cation transport
Cellular component (GO): membrane
Molecular function (GO): monoatomic cation transmembrane transporter activity
Source: RefSeq, a predicted model, not a curated record